Lasiodiplodia theobromae is the source of this 678-nucleotide messenger RNA. RefSeq lists its product as uncharacterized. Bases 1 to 678 code for a protein of 225 amino acids. The record is from RefSeq and is a predicted model, not a curated record. Lineage: Eukaryota; Fungi; Ascomycota; Dothideomycetes; Botryosphaeriales; Botryosphaeriaceae. The transcript is spliced from 3 exons.
AUGGCCGAAGCCGCAGGACUAGUUCUGGGCGGCAUUCCAAUCAUGGUUACCGGGAUCAAGAUGCUUUUAGAAGGUGUUUCCGCAGGUAAUCGCUACUUCAAGUACAAGCUACCCUUGCAAACACUGCACAACCAGCUCUCGAGCGAGCAGACAAUUUACUUGAAUAUGUGCGAAGAACUGCUCAAUGGUGUCGUGGAUGAUGUUCAGAAAGAAAUUCUCCUCGAGAACCCCUACGGUGACGCUUGGAAAACGCCAGAGCUUGAGGGAAGUCUCAAAGCCAGGCUCUCAAGAUCAUAUCCUGAAUUCGAAGCCCGUGUGAGGAGUAUGCAGGAGAGUAUUGUAAAGCUCAAAGAGCUACUCAAGGUCGAUGAUCAAGGCAAGAUUAACAUCAACGCGGGAAGCAAACUCGAGAAGGUCUACAAGAGACUGAAGCUCAGCAUCAAACAUUCAGAAUACGAGAACUACGUCACCAAGAUCAGACAGGACAAUCUCGUUCUGAUGACAAUGCUCGGCCAAAAUUUACGACUUGAGGCUUCACGAGCAUCAAAGGUGAAGAAAACCCCGGACUUUUCCACCAUUCAGCGAUGCGCCAGCAGCGUAUUUGUCAUGCUCUGCUCUGGAUUCUGUUCUGCAAAAGCGGACCAAAUGAGCAACGGCAUCCAUGGGAUCUGGAAGUGA